Silurus meridionalis is the source of this 2797-nucleotide messenger RNA. RefSeq lists its product as uncharacterized. NCBI's taxonomy places the organism in Eukaryota, Metazoa, Chordata, Actinopteri, Siluriformes, Siluridae. Gene Ontology annotation, biological process: cellular response to lipopolysaccharide; positive regulation of T cell proliferation; T cell costimulation. The record is from RefSeq and is a predicted model, not a curated record. The transcript is spliced from 7 exons. Gene Ontology annotation, cellular component: external side of plasma membrane. The coding region runs from base 290 to 1396 and encodes 368 amino acids.
CAGGACUGCGAGGCAGCAAGAACAAGGCGUGAAGCAACUUUUUUAAAUGGCUUAUUUAAUGAUUUGAUAGUAAAACUCUGUAGUGUGAAAUCUACAAUUCAAAAUCUCUCUCAAAUUCAACCCUUGAGGAAGUGAGAAGAAAACUCUACCUAUUGGCUUCAUUUGUUUGACACUGAACUCUAAAAACUAGCUGCUGGCAGAACCUUCAGAACUCUAUUCUAUAACUUCUAUUAAAUUAUAUUGAAUCACAAAAAAUGUUCAUCUCAAAGGAAAUCUGUAAAAACUCCACAUGAGUCUUCCAGGCAUCAUGAUCCUCCUUUCUAUUUCCAUCUUCUGGCUCUCUGUCUGUGUGUACUCCAUCAGUGCAGAUCCUCCCAUUACUGUAGAAGCUCAUGUGGGUUCCACAGCUCUCCUGCCAUGUACCCUGAGUAAAGACUUCACCCAAACAUCAGUUAUUCGGUGGCGUGCUGAUAAUGAGGUUGUGUUUGAGAGAAGCUUUGAUGAUACACAUGAGGGUCCAGGAUAUGAAGGACGUGUGGACGUUCCUGAGGACGAGCUGCAUAAAGGAAACUGUUCUCUGGUGUUGAAGGACCUCAGAGUCACUGAUCACACUUUCUACAGAUCCUUUGUGCUGGAACAUGUGGAGGAUACAAACACUGACAAAAUACAAGAAAUCAACACAGUUCAACUCAAUGUUUUUCAGAGUGUAUCAGCUCAGGUGGGAUCCACAGCAGUGCUGCCAUGUGACUGGAGACAUCUGUCCAUCCAAACACCUCAUGUUGAGUGGAGUAUUGGUCGUGAGACUGUUUUUGAGCGAAAGGGUAAAAAGUCAUUUCAGGGUGAAAGAUAUGAGGGACGUGUGGACGUUCCUGAGGAAGAGCUGCUUAAAGGAAACUGUUCCCUGGUGUUGAAGAACGUCAGUGUUACUGAUGAAGCUCGGUACAGCAGCUACAUGGUAGUGAUCAACACAAAGAAACCUGUGUUGGUCCAGAACAUUAAACUCUCAGUCAGGGUCACAGAAAAAUCUGAAUCAGCUCCUUUAGGUGAAGCUGAUGGAAUGAACCUGCUGAUCAUCAUCACUGUUUGCAUCAUGUGUUCAGUUCUUCUUAUAUUUAUUGCAAUUUUAAUAUGGAGGAAAAAUCAGUGUAAUUUCACACACUGCAGAGACUCCAGUGAUCUCAGGAGCUCCAGCGCAUGGAAUAAUAGAAAUGAGGAAGAUCUCAGUGUAUCUCCUUUAAAACAACAAGCGAACGACAGUGAGAUACAGGAGAACAUUUCUGAUUCAAGUCAAGAGUCAAGUCAAGAGGCUUUUAUUGUCAUUUCUACUUUACACAGUGAUACACAGUACACAGAAAAAAUGAGAAAACGUUCCCAAAGAAAUGUGGUGCUACACUAAACAACAUAGAGCUACACAAAGCUACAUAAUGUGCAUUGAGUGCAAACUUUUUGAUUGAUGCUCACAUGAAACUGUGAUCCGGAAACACCACACUAUCAGGACAUAUGCACAAAUAUACAAUACAAACAUGUAAAACAAGGAACUUGCUUCAAACAAAAGAGCUUAGAACAUGGAAGAAACCAAUGGAGAGCACAGCAAAAACCACUCGACAUCUACAUAAGCUUCAGAACGAGAUGCUGGAAAAACUGGUUGAUGACACUGCUGCUGCUGUCUGUACUGCUUUAACAUGUUCACACAGGUUAAUAACAGAUUUAUUUAACACGAUUGAGAACAACAUGAACCACAGGACAGAGGCAGUGAGAACAAAUCAUAUUUCACAUUCUUUAUCAAGAGCAAUAACCAUGUUUAUCCUACAUGUACAAACCCCAAAUUAUGUUCUAACACGUCCUUUCCAAUGGAUUCUAGUUUGUUUCCAGCAGUCUCAGUGUGUAUGAUGGAACGAAGCCCCGUCAAUUCCUGAACAUCACGUUUAGAAAUUCAUGAUUCUCUUAUCAGAAAAAGGGAAAAACACUGUUGUUUUUUUUUUCUUUUGCCUCCUUUUGUUUGAGUUUAUACAGAACUUUGUUUCUCUUUCUGGACAACCAGUCAAGUGCAUCCAUUGGACAGCAUUCUAGGCCUCGGCCCACCAGCCUGUCACAUGAUUGUCACUUUUUGAGAAGAUGUCCCUCAAAAACACACAAUACAAAAAAUGUGUAGUUAAAAAUAUUUAUAAUUUUGAUAUGAUUUUUUGAUCUGCAGCUUCUGGUCAGUGUUUCAUUAGCAACAAUCAGUUCAGAUUUUUACGUUGUAGUGUGAAUUGUAUUAUACUGUGUGUUUGUACAGUAUUCUUGUUCCAAAGUCAAAUAUCUCAUCAGAACAUUCAGAACACGGAGAGCAGAUCCGGGAGCCGUGGACUCGACUCCUCCAGAGAGGAAUUAACAUUACAGUUACAUUACAGAGUUAAGAAGAAAAAGUUAAUAAAUAGGAUGUAUGACAAAUAUGUAAAUAUCAAUACACUAAUUUGUUUGUUUGUUCGUGUAUUUUUUCAUUCAUUGUCAAAUGCUCCACACUCCAGUAGGAAAAUUCAUUUAAAAAACAGACUAUAUUACCCAGAUUUCGUAGCGGAAAUUUUCAAGAAAGGAACUGAAGCAAUUGCUUUAAAUGUACUGAGUUUUGUUUUUGAUAGGUUUUUAAGAAAUUUGUUUUAAUGCUUGAAAAAAACAAAAUUUAAUUUUUAUGCUUUUACAGGUCACAUGACAUGUUUGUGCUCUUUCAUUUUAUUGACAUUUUAAAUUAAAUUUUUACAUAUAAUUUAAAUGCAUAAAAAACAUUUGGUUUAGAAAAAGCCAACUUCUUUUUGUG